Messenger RNA from Loxodonta africana (African savanna elephant), 2969 nucleotides. RefSeq names its product lysosomal membrane ascorbate-dependent ferrireductase CYB561A3. Gene Ontology annotation, molecular function: oxidoreductase activity. Bases 640 to 1530 code for a protein of 296 amino acids. The transcript is spliced from 8 exons. Lineage: Eukaryota; Metazoa; Chordata; Mammalia; Proboscidea; Elephantidae. The record is from RefSeq and is a predicted model, not a curated record.
GUCCUUGGUAGCCCCUGACUCGAUUUCCUCGAAGCUCCGGAGGUAGCAGCGCCGAGUGGGAGGAGGUGGAUCUCGGAGACCCUGGCUUCCCUGCGUCCCAGUGUGGUUCAGUAGUAAGAAAGAGCCCGGGCUGGGAGUUCAGGGACCUGGGUUCGAGCGCUGUCUCUGCUACCACCCCGCUUCGCGCUGUCAAAACUCGCUUGGUCUCAGUUUUUUUCUUUUGGGUGAUGGGCACAGUUCUCCGUGCCCUUCAUUCCACAGGUGGUGGUUAUAAAGACACGAAAGACAGUAGGCGGAGCCCCUCGCCCUAAUGGUCAUCCAAGGUUAGCUGGGACCUAGAGCCCAACAGGGAAGUCAGCAGUCAGCUCCCAAGUUUCUGGAACUGUUUUUCCGUCAUUUGAGCGAGACCUGAAAACGGUCCGAAGGGCGGGUUUGUAAUCGCUCUGGUGCUAAGGAAGACCUUGCUUACCUAGCUCCUGAAUAGAAUUUUGGACUCCUCUCUCCUGGGUCCUGACUUCCUCACCUGAAUUCACAGAAAGCUACAUUUGGAGAUGAGAAGACUGAGUUCUACAAGUGUUAAGUGAUUUGCUCAAGGUCCAUCAGUUAAUAAGAAUCGGCGCCCAGAAGUGCUAGAGCACAAUGGCUGUGAGACGGUUUUACCUGUGCUGCCUGAUGCUGGGGUCCCUGGGCUCACUCUGCAUCCUCUUCACCAUCUACUGGAUGCAGUACUGGCGUGGUGGCUUUGCCUGGGACUCCAGCAACCUCCAAUUCAACUGGCACCCAGUGCUCAUGGUUACUGGCAUGGUCGUGCUCUACGGAGCUGCAUCGCUGGUGUACCGCCUGCCCCAGUCCUGGGUGGGGCCCAAGCUGCCCUGGAAAGUCCUCCAUGCAGCCCUGCACCUGAUGGCCUUCGUGCUGACGGUGCUGGGGCUGGUAGCCGUCUUUAAGUUUCACAACCAAAAACACAUCAACAACCUCUACUCCCUGCACAGCUGGCUGGGGAUCACCACCGUCUUCCUCUUCGCCUGCCAGUGGUUCCUGGGCUUUGCCAUCUUCCUCCUGCCCUGGGCGGCCUUGUGGCUGCGUAACCUCCUUAAACCCAUCCACGUCUUCUUUGGAGCCUUCAUCUUCUCUCUGGCCAUUGCCUCUGUCGUUUCUGGCAUUAACGAGAAGCUUUUCUUCAGUUUACUGAGGAACCAAGACCCAGAGAAGUUAAGUGACAUACCUAAGGGCACACAGCCAGCAGUGGCAGAGCUGGGAUUUGACGUAGGCAGUCUGACUGCAGAGCCUGCAUGCCUAACUACUCCUGUCCUCCAUUUUUCUGAGGCAGUGGGGGCAACGAAAAGCAAGAAAAACUCCAGCAAGCCUUACUCCAGUCUGCCUAGCGAGGCUGUCUUUGCCAACAGCACUGGGAUGCUGGUGGUGGCCUUUGGGCUGUUGGUGCUCUAUAUCCUCCUGGCUUCAUCUUGGAAGCGCCCAGAGCCGGGGGUCCUGACCGACAGACAGCCCCUGCUGCGUGACGGGGAGUGAAGCGGGCAGGGGCUCUGGAGCAGUCAAUGCUGCCAUCCGUCCUUCCCUCAGAAGCUCUCUCUACUGGGGCUCCCGGCUGGUGUCGGCAACAGUCUUCCUGUGGGCUCUGAGCCCACGCUUCUUGCUGCCUCCACGUCAAGACUGCUCUCUCCAGCCACCGGCAGCCCAUCUGCUUUGCUUGGUGCUUGGUGGCUUUGGCCUCUGCACCCCUUCUCGGCAUCAGCAUCUCAGGUCCCCCACGCACACCCGCCGUGGCUGCCCCACGUUGCUCCUGCUGUCACUCUGAAGAGGCAGGUUGACAAUUGCCUGAAAAUCCUUAGGGAUGUGACAGAAGAUGCUGACAGUUCACACGAGCACGGACCCAAGUGCAGUUCGUAACGUCAAAAACGAGGGCAGUGAUGCGGCCUUAAGUGUUCCCCUCGCAGGCACCCCACACAGUGCAGGCUUUAUCUGCCCUACCGCCUGUUACCACCACCCAGGCCCACCUGGAUGUGAGCUUGGGAGGGGAUGUUAGGUGGUGAUUGAAGGAGGGAGGGUGGGUGGCUGAAGCUGCUUCUGCAGACAGAGGGGAAGCUCUCAACUGUUGUUUCAUAUCCCUGCAUUUUGUCUGUGUGAUGUGACCACAUGGCUUCCUCCACCUCUCCUAGCUGCUGCGCCAUCUGGGGCCUGAAUCUCAACCUUUUCCUGUGGCUUACACACCUGUUGCUGUCAGGCAGCCCUACGAACCCUGGUAACCUGCUCUUCCAGGAACAGAAAACCUGUCCCCAAAUGUCCCCAUAAGGAUGAAAAGCAGAGGGGACUGCGGACUUCCUCUAUUUCCCCUUGCCGGAUCAGGCCUUUCCUGCCUACCCCGGGCAGGUUCACCCUUGUGCUGUUAGAGGGCCCUGCUGAUUUCCACCCUCUGGCUCACCGUGAAACUGUGAUGCCAAAGUUGCUGUGUGUUGAGCCCAGCGGAGCCCUGGGUGGCACUGCCACCUUCAGGGGUGUCCCUGCUGAGUAUCAAGGCACCUCACCCGCCCCCACAGUGGCUGCUUGCCUGGCUAAACCCAGUCUUCUGGGUCAUGGCGAAAUAGGAGCUGUAGCUUUUCUCCUGAGAAGUGGGCAGAGGCAGGAAUCCUGACCCUCUGCUGUGUGCAGCUGCCGGGGCUCUCCUGCUUCUCCUCCAAAUGAGUCCUGUCUGGGCCCAGGCCCAUCCCGCUGUGCUAAGGAGGCAAGCGGCCUGAUGCCCAGGGUUCUGAGCCCAUAUGCCUGCCCCCUGGUGAGUAGAUGCUGGCAAAAGGGCUGUGGCUGCACGUCUUUAUUGGGACUAAGCCUUCAAAGCCAUUGGGAUGGCUUCCGGGCACCCAUGUCACAUGGCCAGCUCACCCUCUCUCCACGUGUAGGUGCUUCGCUUGUUUAUGGAGCUUGAUUUUCAUUAAACAUAUCUUUAAGACUCAAAA